GCAUCAUUUAUUUCAGAUUUAGUUCGGAGAGUUUUGCUUCGAGAAGCGGAAAUGACGCAGCGUCUUCAGCGGCCUGGUUCUGUUUAAACGUCUUUAGACAGAGACGUUGAAGAAACGUUUCUGUUUCCUCUCGUUUGGAGUUUAAACUGAUUUAUCUUCCAUAAUCUGAGCUCAAUUAUCUCCGGCUUCCUGUUUUAUUUCAUAAUUUUACCGAACCGGGUCUUUAUUUCGAUCACGUGAUCUGGUAAGGCAGUCACCAUGGUGACACUGGCUUCGCUGAAAAUGGCCGCCGCAGCGUGAGGCAGAGUUUAGGCUGUUCCGGCUCGGUUCUGGUUGAAUCCGGCGAAACUUUGAGACCAGAACCGUGAAAAUGUUCGCGGAUGAAGAUCUGGACUCUGUGAGCGUGGAGUCAGUGUGGAGGAAAUCCCAGCAGGGGGCGCAAGAGUCGAGAGCCUGUCAGACCCCCGCUGUGACCACAGAGCAUGCUGGAGUCCAGACCGGGUCCAAAACCUCCAGGUUCACCCAGACGGAACCACAGGAGCAGAUGGACCCGAAGCGAGUCUUCAGUGGUUCUGGUUCUGAUCCACCCGGGCUGGUGGAUUUUCUGAGGCGGGUCGAGGAGCUGCUCAUCCGGGAGCUGGAGAAGAACUCCAGGAGUCACGCUUUUGACGGGUUCCGGGCAAACUGGGAGGAGAGAAGCCAACAGGUUUCCCAUCUCCACAGGCUUGAACAUCCCGGCGCUCAGGAACAAGGCCUCCAUGUGACCGCCGUGUCCUGGAGCUGCACAGGGUCGGUCAUCGCCUGCGCCUACGGUCGAACCGACGACGGAGACUGGACCAACCAGAAGUCGUGUGUCUGCCUGUGGAACCUGGACCGACGCGGCCUGAGGCCCAAACAGCCGGACCUGGUUCUGGACGUUCCUGCAGCCGUUACCGCCGUGUGCUGCCACCCGGAGCGGCCCGCGCUGAUCACAGGAGGCCUGUACAACGGUGAGGUGGUGGUGUGGGACACCAGCCGGACUCAGGACCCAGUUCUGGCCCAGACCGGGAUGUCAGCAGACAGCCACAGGGAGCCGGUGUAUCAGGUGUUCUGGGUUCCGCUGGAGAAGAAAGGAGAGUUUGGAGUUCUGAGUUCCAGUUCUGGAGGCAGGGUUCUGCUGUGGACGGUGGACCCGGACCAAGGCAGGAUGGUUCUGGUCGCCGCGUACGCCUUUGUACAGCAGCAGGUUCCCCACAGCAGCAGGAUGAAGGUCCGCGGCGGCAGCACGGUGGGCGUCACGGCGACGGCUCUGUCUCCGUGGGACCCGGACACGUUCCUGGUCGGGUCCGAAGGCGGCCUGCUGCUCCGGUGCUCCUUCUCCUCCCAGACGCCGGCCGCCGUGACCUCUGAAGGUCGCAGCGUGACCCCCAGGGCUCCGGCCGUGUUCUCCUUCAGGCCGUCCGGCGGCCCGGUCCACUCCAUCCACUGCUCGCCGUUCCACCGGAACCUGUUUGCCAGCGCAGGAACCGACGGCCUGGUCCAGGUCCGCUCGCUGCUGCAGGCCGACCCGCUGCUGUCCGUCCGGGUUUCGGACUCCUACGUCUUCCAGGUCCAGUGGUCCCCCAGCCGGCCGCUGGUGUUCGCCGCCGCCACCGGGCCAGGUGAGGUCCAGAUCUUCGACCUGGCCCGGAAGUCCCUGAGACCCGCCGGAACCAUCCAGGACGGCGCUCCGGGUCGGACCGCCACCUGCCUGGCCUUUAACAGCCAGAACCACCGGCUGCUGGCGGCGGGUCGGUCCGACGGGUCGGUCGGCAUCUGGCGGCUCAGCUCGGAGCUGACGGAGCAGAGACCCUCAGAGAGCCUGCAGCUGGAGCAGAUAGCCAAUCAGGUGGCAGAGUGACAGCCUCGCAGCCAAUCAGGUUUCUGUACUGGACUAACUGGGAAAUAAAGAGUCGGUUUCCAGUGGUAA
Molecule: messenger RNA, 1948 nt
Organism: Xiphophorus couchianus (Monterrey platyfish)
Lineage: Eukaryota; Metazoa; Chordata; Actinopteri; Cyprinodontiformes; Poeciliidae
Gene: dync2i2
Product: dynein 2 intermediate chain 2
Exons: 9
Coding region: 371-1879 (502 amino acids)
Biological process (GO): intraciliary transport
Cellular component (GO): ciliary plasm; cytoplasmic dynein complex
Molecular function (GO): dynein light chain binding; dynein heavy chain binding
Source: RefSeq, a predicted model, not a curated record